Molecule: messenger RNA, 2058 nt
Organism: Eurytemora carolleeae
Lineage: Eukaryota; Metazoa; Arthropoda; Copepoda; Calanoida; Temoridae
Product: zinc finger CCHC domain-containing protein 7
Exons: 8
Coding region: 50-2044 (664 amino acids)
Molecular function (GO): nucleic acid binding; zinc ion binding
Source: RefSeq, a predicted model, not a curated record
ACAUAGUGCCAUUAAAUGAAAUUUACAUGAACUGUUAUUUUCAGAAACCAUGAUUUAUAACCAUCAUACACAGGGUUUCUACCAUUCAGAGGAUGAGAGUGACUCUGAGGACGCUGCUGAGCUUGAAUCAUAUCUGUACUCUCAGAUCCAUUACCAGCAGGAUUCUCCAGAACCAGAGAACUUGGAUCCGUCCCAGAGCGAGGAAACCACAGAUUUUUUCAGUAAAUCUGAACAAAAGACGAAAGCUAGUUCCUUUGCAGUAAGACAAAUCAAUGAUCUUCUUUCCUCGGCAGAUUUUUCGAAACCCUCCCAACCUAGAUCAGAUACAUCCCAACCUAGAUCAGAUAGUUCUAAAUCUAUAUCAGAUACAUCACAACUUAGAUCAGAUAACUCUCAACAUAGAACAAAUAAAUCCCGACCAUCAACCCCUGACCCUAAAAACCUAGUAACCAAUCCGUUAUACGAAUCUAGUGACUCCGAUACCUCCGAUGACGAGGGGAUCAUCAUUGUGUCCGACUCGAAGGAGAAGUUUGAGAACACCAUCACGAUCAGCUCCGACAGUGAACCGAGCACGCAGAAGUCUAAACCGCGUAGACUCACGGGAAUAGAGAAAUCCUUCAAGCAAGCACCAGUUUUCACCAAGAGAAAACGGAAAAAGGAUUUCUACGUGGCAGAGUUUGGUUCGGAUUUUGAAGAUAAUUUCCUGUCUGAUGACUCCAGUGAUAAUUCUAACACCUCGGAUGAUUCGGUUGAGAUCUUGGAUGAAUCUAGAUUAACUCUAAAUGUUUCCGAACCUGUGAAUCCUAUCUCUAGUUUUAUGGAGGACAUGGAGCAUGAGGAUUUGGAUCAGGAUCUUCCCAGAAAAUGGAACCUUGAUAUGAAGAUCUUUUAUGCACGGAUAAAUCAUAGAAACCUAGACCUUAAUUGUGAGGAUCUAACAGAUCCGACUAUACCUUGCACCUGGAGAUUAGACAGAGCGGAUACCAACCAAGAAACCAAAUAUCGGUCUAGAUAUUUUAAUAAUAAAGGACGUUGCAACAAUUGUAGUGAAACAGGACAUUUUGCUCGUGAUUGCUCUGCUCCCUUGAAACAAGGAAAAUGUUUUAUGUGUGGACUUGUGGGACACAAGGAGACACGGUGUCCUGAUAACUCCUGCUUACGGUGUGGACAACCUGGGUUUGGGUUUCAGUCUUCUUGUGGACAUUGUAGAGCUCUGGAAUCCCUUCCUUGCAAGGAGUGUGGAUUCAACGGUCAUGUGAAACGAGAUUGUCCUGAUCUCUGGAGACGGUUUCAUCAGACCACAGACGGAGAUCUACCCCAGGAUACAAACAGUAUCAAGGUCUCCAACCUGUUCUGGUGUUGUAACUGUGGUCGGAGAGGACAUCUGAUGGAAGGAUGUAGAAGAUACUUGUACUCCGAGUAUCCUAAAACAUCUCUCAAGGUCCUCAAAUAUAAUAAACUCGACCCUGUCCUAGAGGAGCAGGAGGAGGAGGAGGAACCGAACCCUGAGAAGUCGAGGAGAAAUAGACGGGAUAAGUACGCGGAUAAGAAGAGAAAAUCUGACAUUAACUCCAAUUCUCCACGUCGUAACUCCGGUAAGAAGUUCUACUCCAGGAGUGAACCUAGUACUCCAUCCAGCUGGGAGGAAUCCUUAAUAACCACAGAUCUCCGGGAUGUCAUUAAUAACAUCCACUCCAAACCAAACUAUAACACGGCUAGGAAAGAGAAACGGGAAAUAGUUAAGAUAAAACGGAAAGCGGAGGAGAAGGAGUUCAGAAGAGUUAAUAAAAGAAAAAGUUUUGAAAACGUUUUUUCUCCCUUUGAGAAUUCUGGAAAAAGCAAAAAGGAAAAAAAGCGACAGAAAUUUUACAAUUCCGUUAUGCGACAGCAGAAGCAGAAUUUUGUCGACCUGUCAGCGGUUUCUAAAAAGCGAUUGCAUUCUGUGAAAAACAACAUAGCCACAGGGUCGAAGAAGAAACAUAAACCAAAAGAAGAUAUUCAUCUUCCCGCCUUCUAUAAAUAUAGCAAGAAAUUAAAUAAAUAAAUUUAUUAAGUCUA